Molecule: messenger RNA, 3771 nt
Organism: Onychostoma macrolepis
Lineage: Eukaryota; Metazoa; Chordata; Actinopteri; Cypriniformes; Cyprinidae
Product: gastrula zinc finger protein XlCGF57.1-like
Exons: 7
Coding region: 225-2144 (639 amino acids)
Biological process (GO): regulation of transcription by RNA polymerase II
Molecular function (GO): RNA polymerase II cis-regulatory region sequence-specific DNA binding; DNA-binding transcription factor activity
Source: RefSeq, a predicted model, not a curated record
GUUACUGUUCUGCAGCACAAAGACUUUUAUUUUGGUGUGGUGAUGUGAUGUGACGUCAUCAGGCCGCGACGCGCUCCCGCUGAAGAAAGAUAAAUUCACCUGAGAUCCAGGUGAGAGACUAUUAUAAAGAGGAGAGUGAAGACUUGAAGAUUGAAGAAACAUUCAGAGUCAAACAUGAAGAUACUGACGAACAAACAGAUCCACGUUGACACACUGUUAUAAAGAUGGCGGUUAUAAAAAAGGAGAGUGAAGACAUGAAGAUUGAAGAAACAUUCAGCGUUAAACAUGACGAUACUGAGGAACAAACAAAGAUGGCGUUUAUUAAAGAGGAGAGUGAAGACAUGAAGAUUGAAGAAACAUUCAGCGUUAAACAUGACGAUAUUGAGGAACAAACAAAGAUGGCGUUUAUUAAAGAGGAGAGUGAAGACAUGAAGAUUGAAGAAACAUUCAGCGUUAAACAUGAAAAUACUGAGGAACAAACAGACCUGAAGACACUGAAAGAGGAGAGUCAAGAGGUCAAUGAAAAGGAAGAUAAUGUUCAGCAUGAGAAAUAUGAUUUCAUUACUGGAGAAAAUUCAUUUAGUUGCUCACAUACUGAAAAGACUUCACAAAAAAGAGCUCAAAAGUUAAAUGGAAGUUAUUUCACCUGCCAGCAGUGCGGGAAAAGUUUCACCAGAAAAGGAAACCUUGAAGUCCACAUGAGAGUUCACACUGGAGAAAAGCCUUACACUUGCCAACAAUGUGGAAAGGGUUUCAUUCAAAAAGGAAUCCUUAAAAACCAUCUGAAAAUUCACACUGGAAUGAAACCCUUUGUCUGCCAACAGUGUGGAAAGAGUUUUACUGGAAAAGGAAACCUUAUUGUUCACAUGAGAAUUCAUACUGGAGAGAAGCCUUACACCUGCAAACAGUGUGGAAAGAGCUUCCUUCGAGAAUCAAACCUUAAAAUCCACAUGAGAAUUCACACUGGAGAGAAACCUUACACAUGUUCUCAAUGUGGAAAAAGUUUUACACACAAACAACACCUUGAUGGCCACAUGCGAAUUCAUACUGGAGAGAAACCUUUCACCUGCCAACAAUGUGGAAAGAGCUACACUAUAAAAGAAACCCUUAAAGACCACAUGAGAAUUCACACUGGAGAGAAACCUUACACCUGCCAACAAUGUGGAAAGAGCUUCACUCAAAAAGGAACCCUUAAAGACCACAUGAGAAUUCAUACUGGAGAGAAACCUUACACCUGCCAACAAUGUGGAAAGGGCUUCUCUCAAAAAGGAAACCUUAAAGACCACAUGAAAGUUCACACCGGAGUGAAGCCUCACACCUGCAAACUGUGUGAAAAGAGCUUCACUGAUAAAAGAAACCUUAGGAAACAUAUGAAGAUUCACACUGGAGAGAAGCCCUUUACAGACCUGAAGACACUGAAAGAGGAGAGUCAAGAGCUCAAUGAAAAGGAAGAUAAUGUUCAGCAUGAGGAAUAUGAUUUCAUGACCGGAGAAAAAUCAUUGAGUUGCUCACAUACUGAAAAGACUUCACAAAAAAAAGCUCAAAAGUUAAAUGGAAGUUAUUUCACCUGCCAACAGUGCGGGAAAAGUUUCACCAGAAAAGGAAACCUUAAAGGCCACAUGAGAGUUCACACUGGAGAAAAGCCUUACACUUGCCAACAAUGUGGAAAGGGUUUCAUUCAAAAAGGAAUCCUUAAAAACCAUCUGAAAGUUCACACUGGAAUGAAACCCUUUGUCUGCCAACAGUGUGGAAAGAGUUUUACUGGAAAAGGAAACCUUAUUGUUCACAUGAGAAUUCAUACUGGAGAGAAGCCUUACACCUGCAAACAGUGUGGAAAGAGCUUCCUUCGAGAAUCAAACCUUAAAAUCCACAUGAGAAUUCACACUGGAGAGAAACCUUACACAUGUUCUCAGUGUGGAAAAAGUUUUAAACAUAAACAACACCUUGAUGGCCACAUGCGAAUUCAUACUGGAGAGAAACCUUUCACCUGCCAACAAUGUGGAAAGAGUUUCACUCAAAAAGGAACCCUUAAAGACCACAUCAGAGUUCACACUGGAGAGAAGCCUUACACCUGCAAACUGUGUGGAAAGAGCUUCACUGAAAAAAGAAACCUUAGGAAACAUAUGAAGAUUCACACUGAAUGAAUGAAGCAUUCAUUUAGACACUGAAGAGAAGCCAUUUACAGGGGCAGGAUGGAAGAUGAGCUGAUGAUCGGGUAAUGUACAAUUAAAUCUGUAAGAAAUGGAGAAGUCAAUUUCGCAGCUGCUGCGAGAAGCGGCUGCAGCUCUUGAACGAUCUGCAGGUCCAUCAUCGAAUGCUCCUUCAUCAAGAAGUGAUGGUCAGGGUGAGUAUUUAUUAUCUUAUUUGUGUAAUAUUAAACUAUUAUAUCUAAUAUAUUAUAUUAUACAUGACAUACAGUUUGACCAUACGUCUCGGAUUUUAGAGUUGGCUAUGAUGAUCCUAAAUGUGACUCUUUAUAUAUUAGCGUUUAACGGUACAUACGUUUUCUGUUCUAUGCUGAAAACCAGUGUUUAUAUAUUGUGUCCCCGUGAAUGUUGCGUAAUAAAUGUAAUAUUAUAUUAAAUAUAUAAACUUCUUCUGAUGAACACAAUUUCAGCAAGUAAUGUUUCCUAAACGAUUGCCUAAACAAAACCUAAACCAUCUCGAUUAUCAAGCUGUUUUGAUUUUCUUCUCAGGCCCUGCUCACGACCACUGACUUCAGGGGUGUCUAAACUCUGGUCUGGAGGGCUGGUAUCCUGCAGAGUGUAGAUGCAACUUGCCUCAACACACCUGCCUGGAAGUUUCUAGUAUGCCUAAUAAGACCUGAUGUCUGAUUGGGGCAGGACUGAGUUUGGACACCCCUGUCGUAUUUCCUCCCUCAGUCAGCAAGAGACCUGCAUCGAAACGGGUUGCUGUAAACAGAACUGAAAACAUGUUUAAUCAGACUGUUUGACAACUAGGUUAUUUAAAUUAUUACAAAAUAUUUACAGUACAAACAUUAAACUCUUUUUUUCUUGCCUUAAAAUGUUUUCAAGGUGCACGUAGUGAAGUGAGCAGGCUGUUUGCCCCAUACACACCUCUGGGUAUACGGAAGAGGUCAUGUAUUUCAGCUGUGCCAGCAAAGAAGCCCAAGACAGUAACAUAUACCCACAGGUUAUUCUGCGUAGCUAAAAGAAGAGACUGUGAGGCUCCAAAUACACCUGACAAGCUCAAACUUGUGACCCCGGAUCACAAAACCAGUCAUAAAGCCCUGUUCACACUACAAGCGACAUGCAGCGACAUGCAGCGACAAAGCGACGCGAUUCCAUUCAUUUCAAUGGAGAGCUGGCGAUUUCCGGCGACACGAGCAACAGCGAGCGAUAGCGACCGUUGGCGACCGGAUGGGGCGUGUCCAGCGACGCGACAAAGUUCAGAAUCCUUCAACUUUAUGCAAAUGAAGAGCGAUUUUUGGGAGCCACAGCCAAUAGCAAAGAAGACGGUAGCGCUCAUGUGAUCAUUCUCCUUUCAGCUCCUGCAGUGACGGAAAGAUGGAGGAGAAGUUGAUUCUUGCCGUUAGCAAUUGUCCUGUUUUAUACAACAUGUCCCUGCCCACAUACAGGGACAUAAAUUUAAAAAAUCAGGCAUGGAAAGGGGUGUCUGAGAUCGUGGGAAUUCCAAGUAGGUUUUUAAACAACGAAUAAGAUGUAAAAUUACAUUACCUUUUUUAAAAAACAAAAAUAAAAUGUGUUAAAUGUGUGACAACAGACAAAAUCAUAAAUGAUCAGAUAGCAA